Molecule: messenger RNA, 2176 nt
Organism: Pimephales promelas (fathead minnow)
Lineage: Eukaryota; Metazoa; Chordata; Actinopteri; Cypriniformes; Leuciscidae
Gene: tmem165
Product: transmembrane protein 165
Biological process (GO): manganese ion transmembrane transport; calcium ion transmembrane transport; Golgi calcium ion transport
Cellular component (GO): Golgi apparatus
Molecular function (GO): calcium ion transmembrane transporter activity; manganese ion transmembrane transporter activity
Source: RefSeq, a predicted model, not a curated record
AACAUGUUUGUCUUAGCCUGUGGUGUUAGUCUUUCGGCGGAAUGAUGACCACGGUGGGCUAGCCAGAUUGUACCGACAACCCUAAUGUUUAUAAAUUGGCGGUUUUAUUAGCUAAAUUUGCAGAGUAUUAACACUAAAUAAACCGCAUUAGCCAUCCAUUAAGAUGCCUCUCCGGGCCGGCGAGCGGCAUGGCGGUGGCAGGUUUAAAUGCUUCCUUGUUCUACUUAACGUCGUGUUGUUUUCAGCCCGAGUUAUAGCAACUCAAGAAGAGAAUAAAGUUAUUAACGAGCAGCAACCCGCGGAGAAGGCAACCACCGGUCACGCUCCCGGCCCGGCAGUGAGCAUCAAUGAACCCGAUAAGGGAAACCUGGGCUUUAUUCAUGCCUUUGUGGCAGCCAUCUCAGUCAUUAUCGUGUCUGAACUGGGAGAUAAGACGUUCUUCAUUGCAGCAAUCAUGGCUAUGCGCUACAAUCGCCUCACUGUUUUGAUGGGUGCUAUGUUGGCUUUGGGACUCAUGACAUGUCUGUCAGUCCUGUUUGGUUAUGCCACCACCAUUAUCCCACGCAUCUACACCUACUACAUUUCAACAGCGCUGUUUGCCAUCUUUGGGUUGAGGAUGCUGAGGGAGGGACUGAGGAUGAGUGCUGAUGAAGGGCAAGAGGAGCUGGAGGAGGUCCAGGCUGAGAUAAAGAAAAAAGAUGAGGAGCUUCAGCGCUAUAAGCUGGCAAACGGCACACCCGACGUGGAAGCGGGGUCGACGGCGACCUUGUUGCCUCAGAGGAAGUGGCACAGUUUGAUCUCACCCAUAUUCGUUCAGGCACUCACCCUCACCUUCCUCGCCGAAUGGGGUGACCGUUCUCAGCUUGCAACCAUUGUUCUGGCUGCAAGAGAGAAUCCAUUUGGAGUAGCAGUUGGGGGAACAUUGGGACACUGUCUGUGCACAGGACUGGCUGUUAUCGGUGGAAGGAUGGUGGCUCAGAAGAUCUCUGUCAGAACCGUUACAAUCAUUGGUGGGAUCGUUUUCCUCGCUUUCGCGUUCUCCGCCCUCUUUAUCAAGCCCGAUUCUGGAUUCUGAUGGAACUUUUGGUUUCAUUUUGUACAUACUGUCACCACACUAUAACACAGAAGAAGUGGAACAGAGAGACUACGCAAAGACUGCGGAUGGGUUGCUUGUUUAUUUGUUUUUGUUGUUUUGUUGAGUGAAUGAAAAACAAUUUACUGCUCAUGUCUUAAUGAGCUUUUUUUUUUGCUUAAUUCCUCCUUGUUUUUCUUUCAACCAGACAUUAUUCUGUUUUUAGGUGAUCCUUAUAUUUCUCCAGUAUGUCACCUUACAGUUUACUUGAACUUGCCAGAUGUUUGUCAUUGCACUUAGUAACAUUUUAAAUAACACAUAAUGAAUCUUGAUUCUAUUAUUGUUUUACCUCUGUUUGAGUAGUGCAUUAUGGAUAAAUGCUGGCCUGGGUCCAGUCUAUUUUAUUUAAGUUCUAUCUUGACUACAACAGCUGUAAAACUACAACCAGAUCAAGACGAGCACCGCCACCCUUCCCUAUGACAUCGUGUCGUCUACACACGUCUCAGUGGAUAAGAGCCUCUAACCGUCAUGAUUUCCUCAUCAAUGACAUACUACAGUUCUGAAUUGAACACUAAAGUAUUCUUUAGGAGCUGCCUAUCGAUGAGUUGUCCUUGUAUUCUUUCAUACUAUAUUAGCAAAGGCUUGAAAUGAUGUGGGUUCUGAUUACAUCACCAGUGGCCUUUAAACCCGGACAUGGAACUGGUCAUUGUGCAUUCAUAAAUGCAUGGGUGAUCACUCUUCCCCUCUUCGUCACUGACUCACUGGUCAUGAAGUGUUAAAAACAGUCAUGUUGUUACAGACUCACCUGGAAGAGGCACACAGCCUCUUAAGGAAAUGUAACUACAAUUUCAAAAGUCUGCCCUUUUCCUCAGAUGUUUUUAUUUAUUCUAGUAUGGAGCACAGAUAUUGAUAUUUUGUCAUGGUUGAAGAAUUUGUCCGGUCAUGGAGGAGAUUGUUUUUUUUUCUUUCUUUUUUUGUAACAUUUUCAGGGUGACUUUGUCAAUAUUUGACAGGGGUUAAAGUGUGCUGAACUUUAGCGGUAGAGGAACUACAAAAAUGUUAUUCCUGUAAAUAUUAAAUUAAAAGGUCAGUGUCAGUCUUUCA